Molecule: messenger RNA, 4110 nt
Organism: Gymnodraco acuticeps
Lineage: Eukaryota; Metazoa; Chordata; Actinopteri; Perciformes; Bathydraconidae
Product: glycine receptor subunit alpha-2-like
Exons: 10
Coding region: 1202-2641 (479 amino acids)
Biological process (GO): regulation of membrane potential; chemical synaptic transmission; signal transduction
Cellular component (GO): synapse; neuron projection; plasma membrane
Molecular function (GO): glycine binding; transmembrane signaling receptor activity; chloride channel activity
Source: RefSeq, a predicted model, not a curated record
UUAUUUAAUUAAGCAAAUGUGUGCUCCAACAACUUGGCUUACUUAUCCUGUCCGGAGGUAAAGAUGUUCAAGCAUGCAGAAACAUUGCUGUUUUUGUUGUUGUUUCUGCUGUGGGCUUCUUGUUAUUAGGAUUGCAUUCAUGUUUGCAUCCCCACACAUUUCUUAUCCUUUUUGACACUUUGGUGUGGUGAACAGCGUCUCAAGUGUGAGGCGGAACACGUGCAGCCAUAACGUCCCAUCGCCCAUCUUUGACGUUAAUUUAAAUGAUGUAAAUGGAUGAACUGCCUCCCCCUCUGUACGGAGGAAUAAACAUGUGCUUCCACAUUUGUAUUUUAAUUCGCCUGGCGAUCUGAGGAGGAAAUAAUUAGACGGGGCAACAUGGGACAGUUCUGCUUAACAUAAAUAACCUCUGGAUCUUAGCUGACACUUAAAGGAACGUCUUACACUUGAGUUAGUCGAGAUAUAUAUAUAUAUUAAUUUCAUAUUUAUCAUAUAUUUAAUGCAACGACAAUCUGGCUUUACACUUUGCUGCUUUUUCUUUGAAUAUGUCCUAAAUAGGAGGAUGUGAUUAAGCAUGUUUUAUAAAGACUAUUUAGUCUUAAUUUAAAUGAUCAGAUCUCUUCUGUAAACGAGUGCACCCUAAAGGACAUUAUAAACCAUGUUGUUUUUUUAAGUGAAAUGUAGAAUUGACAUACAUGUAAAUCAUUUUAAGGACAAUAAUCUAUUUGGAAAGAGGGAGAUUACACUUUUUUCUAGAUUUAAUGUAUUAAUCUCUUGCAGUGCUUUGUCAUUACUCAGCAAUUGUUGGACAUUAGUUAAACAAGAUAUACAUACAAUAAUGUUUUAUUUUAUCUUUAAAUAUUGUAUUCUUAUAAAUAGUUUAAUUCUAAUGCAAAAAGUAUUACUGCUAAUCUGAUGCCCUGGUGGGAGGGGGGAUGCUGGCCACUCUGGAAAUGCUCCUGUCUCUUUAAAUAUUCUUGCAGUAAUUCCUUGAACAUGCACAUGGCCAUGAAAAAGAGAUACAGCUUGAAGACAUCCACACAAACCCAGGCUUUGUGAAUAAUACAGCAGCUGCUUCCUGUGUUUUACACCUACAGAGAGGGAGGAGGAGGAGAGAACACACUGUCAGUCUGAGGAGCAACAACUCGGCUCAUCUUCUUCCCUCCAUCGCUCCUACAGCUGUUCUUUCUACCAACUUAAAAUGCUGUUGCACAUCUGGUGUACAGUUUGGGCUUCUUCUCUCGUUCUUCUGCACAGCAGGUCUGUGCUCUGUAAGGAGAUUAAGCUCCCCAGCAGGGCAGCCAAGCCCCCCUCUCCGUCUGGCUUUCUGGACAAACUGAUGGGACGCACAUCCGGCUACGACGCCCGCAUCAGACCCAACUUCAAAGGUCCUCCUGUCAACGUCACCUGCAACAUCUUCAUCAACAGCUUCGGAUCCAUCACUGAAACAACCAUGGACUACCGGCUCAAUGUGUUUCUGCGCCAGCAGUGGAAUGACCCCCGGCUGGCCUAUAAGGAAUAUCCGGACGACUCUCUGGACCUGGACCCCUCCAUGUUGGACUCCAUUUGGAAGCCUGACCUGUUCUUUGCAAAUGAAAAGGGAGCUAACUUUCACGAGGUCACAACAGACAACAAACUGCUCAGGAUAUUCUCCAACGGAAACGUCCUCUACAGCAUCAGGCUGACACUGGUCCUUUCCUGUCCCAUGGAUCUGAAAAACUUCCCCAUGGACAGCCAGAAGUGCACGAUGCAGCUGGAGAGCUUCGGCUACACCAUGAACGAUCUGAUUUUCGAGUGGCUGGAUGUGGGGGCCGUGCAGGUGGCCGACGACCUGACCCUCCCUCAGUUUGUGCUGAAGGAGGAGAAAGGCCUGGGCUAUUGCACCAAGCACUACAACACAGGUAAAUUCACCUGCAUUGAGGUCAAAUUCUACCUGGAGCGGCAGAUGGGCUACUACCUGAUCCAGAUGUACAUCCCCAGCCUGCUCACCGUCAUCCUGUCCUGGGUGUCCUUCUGGAUCAACAUGGACGCGGCUCCGGCCAGGGUGGGACUGGGGAUCACCACGGUGCUCACCAUGACGACGCAGAGCUCUGGCUCCAGGGCCUCCCUGCCAAAGGUGUCCUAUGUGAAAGCCAUAGACAUCUGGAUGGCGGUGUGCCUUCUCUUCGUGUUUGCCGCGCUGCUGGAGUAUGCGGCCGUUAAUUUUGUUUCACGGCAGCACAAGGAGUUCUUCAGACUGAGGAAGAAGCUCAAAGAGCAACAGCGUCAGAGAACUCAGGGAAGCGGUGACAGUAAGUCGAAAGGAAAAAACAUGUCAGGCAACAACACUCCUCACGGGAACGUCUCCCAGCAGUGCUCCGCCUGCGCCAAGGAGGAUGAAAUGACAAACCAGGGUUUCCUCUUCCAGAGUUAUGGACUUGCGCUGUCAUCAGUAGGUGUAGCAGAAAUGGAUGCACCGGUCUCUGCCGAUCUACCUCCUGGUUUGGGUUUCUACGACAUCCGCAAGCGCUUUGUGGAUCGAGCAAAAAGGAUUGAUACCAUCGCCCGAGCUGUGUUCCCCAUGAGUUUCCUCAUGUUUAAUGUCCUCUACUGGCUCACCUACAAAGUCCUGCGGCAUGAAGACCUUCUAGCCGCGCCGUGAGGAAGCGGAUACCUUGAAUCCUGCUGUCCUCACUGAAACAUUUACAGUCCUCAGCGGAGCCCUGCAGAUGCGUUGUGACUGCAUGUCCAGUGCCAUGGACAUUUCUAUGACAUGGAAGCAUUCAUGGGUUUCUUUAAACUUUGAAUAAUUUAAAAAGAAAUGCACUUUUUCUCCGCACUGAUGGUUUAUACAUUGCACACCAGUGUACAGUAUGCAUCUUAAGUAUAUCACCUCACAAUUUGUUACGGGAAAUGUCUGUAUGGCCAGAUACUGUAGCUUCACUGUAGCACUUCCUCUACAGGCAUACAUUAUUUAUUCUAAUAUUCCUGCUGUCAACUGUUUCCCAUAACACAGGUUUCUUACCACCAAGACAAAUAACAUGUCACUACAAAAGUAGCAACUUUGCUUUACAGGCCUGGAAAAUACAUUAAAGGAAAAUACAUAUAUUUUAUUAGGCUUCGCUAAUCCAGGUUUGAAUGCUCUUUAUUUUCUUACAGACAUGAUAUUUAUCAGUUCACAUUUAUAACCCUCCUUUGUGUAAUAAGAACUGGAAUAAUCUGUUUUUGAAAUAUGUUUCAUUUUAAAUUACUGCAUUUACUGCAUCAGGCCUAAAGGACUGAUGGAUAUUGUCCAGAUAUUUUAUGAAGUUACUAUAUAUUGAUAUAAUGGCAUAGCAAAGCAUAGCCAAAUAUAGAAGAUAUGUUUUUUAUCAUUAAUCAACCUCGACCACCAUCAGGGUACAUGGGAUCAGUCAUCAUAAUGUACUAAGGUCUCCUCAGGUCUGCACAAUGCCAGGUGUAUCGGUGUUUAACCCGACUAAGUAACACUGAGUAUUAACUGUCUGGUUUUUUCUUUAGAAACAAAAAAGGAAAUCCUUUGUUGGUCAAUACAAAAUAAAUGCUUUGUACCCUGAUACAUAAUGAGUACACUUGUUUUGCAGUCUACAUACAGUCCAAAUAUAACAGCAUGCCAGGGUCUAAACCAAAGGAUGGGACUUUAAUAUCAGCCAUGAAGUCAAACUAUGAAAUUCUUUAAUGGUAAAAAGCAUAAUCUUGCUAGAAAUGUUUUCCCUCUAAUACUUUCCUCUGUCGGGUUUAUAAUUGUUCAUAAUGUAUGUGUAUGAAUGCCCUGAGACGAAGACAAUUUCUAGAAACCUCGCCUCAUUUUAAAAAUAAAUAUUGCAAUAAAGUGAAGCUAUCAUUAAUAUUUGAUUUAAAAUGUAGCUGCCACAGGGCUGCAUACAUCAGCACAUUACGUCUCUGAAGCAUCAAUGGUCUCUUUUUAUACUGUAAAUAUCAAUGAGGAAAUGAUGAGAGAUUAGAGAAUAUGUGCGGACAUCAUGGAUGAAAUAUAAAAAUGACUUUUGAUUUUUGCAAUGUUCUUUACUGCUAGAUAAAGUUAUUGAAAGAGGUGUAUGCUACUGUUUUAUUGAGAAAUGUAAAAAUACUAAAUUAAACGCUAAUAAUGUU